GAUUUGCAAUAAGAUCCACACCCCUUUCACUUGCCAUCUCCCUUUUAUAUUUCGCCUAACAUGGGAUGAGAGAUUCCAUUACAACAAUCUGAUUGAAACCGGUAAACCUGUGAAAAAACACCGGCCUUUAUGCAUAUUUAAAAGAAACCUGUUCUAAUAUAAAUGCGUUUCGCAAAGAAAUGCCUAUACACCUUGUAUCAGCAAGAGGCCCGACUUAUCUCUCCUUGUAGUUUGAAAUGAGAUGAACUAGCGUGUAGGUUAGACCUCCUGUGCGAGCGAUUUUCAGUUUUGGGGCACUGGUAUUUUUAGUUUUGUUUCCGAGAUGGCUUCUAUAAUUAAUAAGCCUGUGCUAUAUUCGUAUUGGAGAAGCUCAUGUUCCUGGAGAGUUAGGAUAGCUCUUCAAUUGAAAGAGAUCCCGUAUGAAGUUCGGUCAGUGUCGUUGAUAAAGGCCGGUGGGGAACAGCACAGCAAUGAGUACAGGUCGGUGAAUCCCAUGGAGCAAGUGCCAGCACUGCAGAUAGAUGGCGUUACACUCGUCGAGUCAAUGGCUAUCAUGCACUAUCUGGAUGAAACCAGACCACAGAGGCCCCUGCUACCAAGAGACUGCAUUAAGAGAGCUAAGGUACGGGAAAUCUGCGAAGUUAUUGCCUCAGGAAUCCAACCCUUACAAAACCUGACAGUCCUGAUAUACGUAGGGGAAGAAAAGAAGAAUGAAUGGGCUAAACAUUGGAUUAAACGGGGGUUUUCUGCUGUCGAGAAACUGCUUUCUGCUAAUGCUGGUAAAUAUUGCGUUGGAGAUGACAUCACCAUGGCUGAUUGCUGUUUAAUACCUCAGGUAUUUAACGCCAGAAGAUUUCACGUGGAUUUGAGACCGUACCCAACUAUUCUUAGGAUUGACAGAGAACUGGAGAAUCACCCAGCUUUUAUCGCUUCUCACCCCAAUCAGCAACCUGACUGUCCUCCAGAAGCAACCAAAUAAUUUAAAUAAAUAUAUAGUGAAAACGAUAUACCACUGACGCCGUAAUGUGUAUUUACAGAUAAGUGAAAGGAGCUUGGAAUACGUGUGCUAGAAAGAGAUUCAAGCACCUCGUUGCCUAGCAACCCGAGUAACGAGGCUAUGGAUGCAGCUGCGGAUUACCGUGUUGCCAUCGGCGCACUCUUUCUAACAUACAUAUAGUACACUUCUCGCGCGUCUCUCUCGUACAUAUUACGACGUCAGCCAAGUUUGAACCUCACCGUAGACAGAUUUCAAUCACAGAAACGUAUCCAGGUAUAUCAUGUAUCAAUGAUGCAGUAUCAUGAUUUAUAGUUGUGUAUAUUUCAUUGGUUAUCAUCCAAUUUAACUCAGAAUAUAAGUGUUUAUUACAAAUAUAAUUAUCUGCAUUUUUAUAAUAGCUAAUAGUUUUGUUACAAUUUAUAUAAACAAAAUAUAUUUUUAUCUUUCCAUUUAUAA
This is a messenger RNA of Acanthoscelides obtectus, 1453 nucleotides long. NCBI's taxonomy places the organism in Eukaryota, Metazoa, Arthropoda, Insecta, Coleoptera, Chrysomelidae. The record is from the annotation of a GenBank genome assembly.